Gordionus sp. m RMFG-2023 is the source of this 1677-nucleotide messenger RNA. Its product is annotated as putative divalent cation/proton antiporter TMEM165. The transcript has 6 exons. The coding region runs from base 126 to 971 and encodes 281 amino acids. Gene Ontology annotation, biological process: Golgi calcium ion transport; manganese ion transmembrane transport; calcium ion transmembrane transport. NCBI's taxonomy places the organism in Eukaryota, Metazoa, Nematomorpha, Gordioida, Chordodea, Parachordodidae. Gene Ontology annotation, cellular component: Golgi apparatus. The record is from RefSeq and is a predicted model, not a curated record. Gene Ontology annotation, molecular function: manganese ion transmembrane transporter activity; calcium ion transmembrane transporter activity.
UCAGCUGAAUUAAAAUUUUUUUAAUAAAAGUUUGGCAUUAGUGCAAUAUCAACAAGAAAUCACUCCCAUUAAUAUAGAUAUUAUGUUAAAUACUAAAAUUUAUUUCUAAAAUAAAAUAAGUAACCAUGCCAUUUCAUGGAUUUUUUUUAAUAGGCUUUCUUAAAUCAUUCAGUGUAAAUUUUAUCACUGAAUUAGGUGAUAAUACCUUUAUAUUGGCUGUAAUUUUAUCUACUAAAAAGCACCCUGUACCAUUAUUUAUUGGUAGCCUUUUGGCAUUAUCGAUUGUAGACAUAAUUUCAAGCUUAAUUGGUCAAUUAUCUGAAUACAUUCCACAAAAAAUUUAUUUGAAUUAUGUUAUUGCAAUUCUUUUUCUAUUUUUCGGAAUCAAAAUGGCGUUUGAAGCCUAUUCUAUGUCAGACGAUCAAACAAGUAAGGAAUACGAAGAAAUCGAUGAUAAGAUAACUAAAUUUCAUAAAGAAUCAGCUCAAUCACCUACUACUUCACCCAGAUUUUCAUUUCCUAGCAGUAUUACCAAACGAUUCAGCUUAAAUAAUGGAAAAAACAAACUGAAUAAUACAACAUCAGAUGACGUUAGUAAUUCUAUACUCAAAGAUGCUAUUAUUGAUAGUGAGUCAACCAAAAAUGGAAUUUAUAACCGCAUUUUAGGUAAAAAUGCAAAAUUUUGGAGAACUAUUUGCGAAGCCUUUGCUCUAAAUUUUAUGGCAGAGAUGGGAGAUCGUUCCCAAAUUACAAUCAUAUCAUUGUCAGCCAAUCAAAAUUUUUUCGGUGUUUGUUGUGGAGCCAUAUUUGCCCAUAUCAUUUGUUUAGUUUUGGCUUUAACAAUUGGUAUUUACGCUAUCAAAUAUUUGUCCUUAAAAACAGUGAACUACAUAGGAUCAGGGAUAUUCGUGAGUUUAGCCAUGCUGACUCUCUUUUCAAAUCGUGAAGCUAUAAUAAACCUUUUAUUUUAGUUUUUUAUGACCUCCGUUUAUGUAUUGUCCCGUAACUUUUUUGCCUCCAUUUAAACCCGGUUUAAAAAUUAUAUAUUAUUAUAAUAAAAAAUUUAUACUCGUUUAUUUUGCCAUUCAUCGCGCCGUAGUCAUGUUAAAAAGGUUAAUAGGAAUUGUCAAAAUUAAGAUUCCUUCAUUGUCUAAACUUGUUUCAUCAUAGAGCUUAUCACGAUACUUUUUUGAACCUGUAUCAUUAUUAUUAUUGUACAUAUCUACGUAUUUAUCAUAAUUUUUAUAGCUAAUCUGUAUGCUUUGUAAGCGUGUCUUCAUUUUUAAUACCAACAGAAUCAUUAUCCAUGCAAUUAUCAGCACCAAUAUUUUUUUGUUUAAAACGUUUAGAAUUUUCGCCAUUAUUAGAGUUUUUUGCAUAGUAAUAAUGAGGGUAUAUUUUAUAGAAAAAAAUCUUCAACUAUAAAAAUUAUAUUUUAUUUUUUUCCCCCAAUUUUUUUAUUUUUAAAUACAAAAAAAAUGAAAGGAUAUAAAAUAAUUUAUUAUAGAUUAUAGUAUUUAUUAUACUUUUUGUGUGAAACUUAAACAAAGCAAUAUCAUUGUCAAAAAUGUAGAUUAUAUUUGCAAAUUAAUUCAUAUUAAAUUUGACAUUUUAUUUAUAUAUUAUUUAAUAUUUAUUGCUUUAUACUUACAUUAAAUAAUGGUAUUACCCAUUAAA